AUGUCCCAAGUAAUCCCACAAUCCUCCGAUCCCACGAUCCGCUAUCUCUCCACCACCCUGGCCUACGACCGCUGGUCGGCUGUGUACGACACAGACGGUAACUUCCUACAAGCAUUAGAUACCAUCGAGAUGAAGGUUCUGAUGCCGCGAAUGCUCAAGGUUCUAGAGAGUGACGUCUCACUCUACCCUCAACCGUGGACAUUGGUGGACUUGGGAUGCGGGACGGGAAGGAACACGGGGACUUUGCUGGAGGUACAGGGUGCCAAGUCAGUAAUUGGACUUGAUCUUAGUCCUGGCAUGCUCGGGGUGGCAAGAGAGCGACUGCAGAGUUUCAAUGCAAACGCCAAAUUGAAGCUCGAGGUAUAUGACAUGUUGCGGGAGUCAUCACCCCCCGAGUGUGCCAUCGGCGCGGAUGCCGUGGUGUCGACACUGGUCAUCGAACAUGUCCCUGCGGAUGUCUUCUUUGCCACAGUCGCCAAAAUCCUCAAGCCCGGUGGGAUCUUGCUGUUGACCAACAUGCACUCAGAAAUGGGUAGAAUCAGUCAAGCUGGCUUCAUCGAUCCCAAGACAGGGGAAAAGAUCCGUCCAACCAGUUACUCACACAGUGUGGCCGAACUCGAGGUUGCUGCUUCCAAAAAUGGAUUUGAAGUCCUCGGACAGAUUGAAGAGAGAGGGGUGGAUCAGUCGACGGUCGCAGUCCUUGGACAACGGUCGGAGAAAUGGGUCGGUAUAACAGUAUGGUUUGGAGGCAUCCUCAGAAAAGGUGCAUGA
Molecule: messenger RNA, 771 nt
Organism: Cladophialophora psammophila CBS 110553
Lineage: Eukaryota; Fungi; Ascomycota; Eurotiomycetes; Chaetothyriales; Herpotrichiellaceae
Exons: 1
Coding region: 1-771 (256 amino acids)
Source: RefSeq, a predicted model, not a curated record